Molecule: messenger RNA, 1755 nt
Organism: Saccharomycopsis crataegensis
Lineage: Eukaryota; Fungi; Ascomycota; Saccharomycetes; Ascoideales; Saccharomycopsidaceae
Product: pepsin-like aspartic protease
Exons: 1
Coding region: 1-1755 (584 amino acids)
Biological process (GO): proteolysis
Molecular function (GO): aspartic-type endopeptidase activity
Source: RefSeq, a predicted model, not a curated record
AUGGUAUCUACCUUAAAUUUAUCCUCAAUGCUUCUACUUUUGGGGUACUUGGGCUCUGCUGCUGCUGCUGCUGCUGCUGCUGAGCACAAUACUUCCUCAUCAUUAUUAUCAGCCGGCCCAAUCAAGAUCGCAUUUCAAGUUACCAGAAUUGAUGAAUCCAAGAUUAAAACCAUGGAUAAUAUUCCCAAUAAAAUCCUCAGAAACAGACGUCGUAAAUUUCGUCAACAAGACUAUGUUGCUUCUGCUUUGACAUCUGAUAUUUCUGCUGCUGCUGUAACUUAUGGUGCCGAUGAUUUGCUCCCCGAAUCUAUGUUUUCACCAGAAACUAGCCUGGAAACAAUGUCAUUUUUAGAUUUUAGUGAUCUAGUUUCUGAAUUAAUUCUGCCAGAUGCUCACACAAGAAGUACAGAAACUGUUGCACCACUUAUUUCUAUCACAGCAGAGGGGACCACUCCAAAUUCCGGACCUAGUUACUCAUCAUUGGCUUUGUCAUCAACGCUUUCUACCAAUAUCAUUUCUGACACUACCUUAAAGACUUCUGCGGCUUCUUUUUCUGCAUCCAUCUCCAAAAGUAGCUCAUCUGGUAUUAUUUCUGAUACCACCUUGAAGACUUCUACAGCUUCUUUGUCUGUAUUCACCUCGAAGGCUUCUGCUUCUUCGUCUACAUUCACCUCCAAAACUAGCUCAUCUAGUAGUUAUUCUGGCUCAUCCGCUUCCAACACUUAUGAUACCUCAUCGGCAACUUCCUCAGGAGUGGCCGUCUCCAUCGAAAAUGAAUACUCAAUGUACAUUGCCACCAUUCUUCUCGGUACUCCUGGACAGACCAUCGAAGUCGAUCUUGAUACUGGCUCUUCCGAUCUUUGGGUUCCAGGAUACGGUACUCAAAGUGAUUAUGGCACUUACUCGUCUAUUGCGUCAUCCACUUACCAGUUCAAAAAAGCUGGGUUCUCCAUUACUUAUGGCGAUGGCUCUCUGGCCACUGGGAAUUGGGUUACUGAUACUUUAACUUUGGGUGAUGUUUCCAUCACCCAAAUGGAAUUCGGAGACGCCACCAUACAAACCGCCGGGCAGGGGGUAUUUGGAAUUGGAAUGAUUGGUAACGAGGCUGCUCAAGGAUUUACUUAUGAUAACUUCCCGGUGAUGUUGAAAAACCAAGGGUACAUCAAUUCUGUUUGCUAUUCUCUUUAUUUGGGAUCAACAGAUGCCGACAGUGGUGAAGUGUUGUUUGGGGCGAUUGAUCAUGCUAAAUACCUGGGAAAUUUGGGGACUUUGGCAAUUCAAGAUGUCGAUGAUGCUGGUGAUACUACUUCAGAACCGGUGGCAUUCUUUGUGAACUUAAAUGGAGUUUCCAAUGCCGAUUCAGAAACUUUUGCUUCGACUAGCUAUCCUGCCCUUUUGGAUUCUGGUACGACUUUGUUCUAUGCUCCAACCGCCAUUACCGAAUCUAUCGGGAAUUAUUAUGGCGGUACCUACUCCGCUAUUCUUGGUGGGUACGUGAUAUCUUGUGAUGCUACUGGUGCCGAUCUCAAAUUAUCGUUUGAUGAUAAUCUCACCAUUACAGUUCCAUUUUCUGAUUUAGUGUUUAGCCUUUCUAGCAGUGAGUGUAUUCUUGGGGUCAUGGAUAGCGAUGAAGAUAUUUAUAUUUUGGGUGACGUGGUUUUGAGAAGUGCGUAUGUGUUUUAUGAUAUCGAAAAUAGUUACAUCAAGAUGGCGCAAGUCCUAUAUACUGAUGAUACGGAUAUCGAAAUGAUGUGA